Molecule: messenger RNA, 2345 nt
Organism: Populus trichocarpa (black cottonwood)
Lineage: Eukaryota; Viridiplantae; Streptophyta; Magnoliopsida; Malpighiales; Salicaceae
Product: probable purine permease 11
Exons: 2
Coding region: 398-1504 (368 amino acids)
Cellular component (GO): membrane
Molecular function (GO): purine nucleoside transmembrane transporter activity
Source: RefSeq, a predicted model, not a curated record
AGAGGCUCCCGAUAGAAGUGGUUGGUUGAGCUUAUCCACAGUUCAUUGACAAAUGUUAAUAAUAAUGCGAUAAAAAUCAAUUCCAACUCAAAUUGCGGAAGCCGUACUACAGUAUCCAUGUCAGCGCCAUCAGAUAAGUGUUGCAAAGCCGUUGACCCAGUAUAAGUACCGGAAUCGAAUCCGUGAAGCAUCCAUCAGAUCUUUACCACCGAACAGAAACAUCACGGCGUUUGAACUUGUUCCAAAAACGACAACAAAUCGAGACCACCGACUGAAUUGACGAUCAGGAUUCUGUUAUCAGAUUCUUGACCGUCAAGAACCCAUCUGUCUCUGCUGUUUUUGCUUCCUUAAACAGCAAAAGAAGACCUUCAAUUAAUCUCCAGCAACGAUAGACAACAUGGAAGAUAAUGAAGAGCCAAUCUUGAACAAGGUUGAAAAUACCGUAGCCCUACAAUCGCUGUUAUUCAAACUCCAGCGCUGGCAAUGGUGGCUCCUGGUGGCAAUCAACAUUUUCUUCCUCGUCGCAGGACAGUCUGCUGCUGUUCUAUUGGGUAGAUUUUAUUAUGAUCAGGGUGGAAAUAGUAAAUGGAUUGCAACUGUUAUUCAGACUGCUGGUUUUCCAAUUCUUUUCAUUCCACUCUUCCUGCUUCCUUCAGAUAAGGAACCUUUAGCCUCUUAUACUUCGUCUCCUUCAGUUAGAACACUUGCCUCGAUAUACUUGGUUCUCGGGGUGAUUAUAGCUGGUGAUAACUAUUUGUAUUCUUUGGGGCUGUCGUAUCUAUCUGCUUCAACCUAUUCACUAAUCUGUGCGUCCCAGUUAGCAUUUAAUGCCGUGUUCUCAUACUUCAUCAAUUCUCAGAAGUUCACAGCUUUAAUUCUCAAUUCUGUGAUUAUUCUCUCUUUUUCAUCUGCUCUAAUUGCUGUCAAUGAUGAUUCGGGAGGACCGUCAGGAGUCUCUAAGUGGAAGUACUUCCUUGGAUUCCUUGCCACUCUUGGUGCUUCCGCAAUUUACUCUCUUUUGCUUUCGCUCAUGCAGCUUUCGUUUCAGAAGGUCAUAAAAAAGGAAACAUUUUCUGUGGUUUUAGAAAUGCAGAUUUUCACAUCUAUUGUUGCCACUUGUGUUUCUGUGGCGGGUCUUUUUGCUAGCGGGGAAUGGAAGACUUUGCAUGGAGAAAUGCAGAGUUUUGGUAAGGGAAGUGUCUCGUAUGUGUUGACUCUAGUCUGGACUGCAGUUACUUGGCAGGUUUGUUCUGUUGGUGUUGUGGGCUUGAUUUUUGUGGUAUCUUCACUCUUCUCCAAUGUGAUCAGUACUGUUGCAUUGGCUGUAUCUCCUAUUGCUGCAGUUAUAGUUUUCCACGACAAGAUGAAUGGUGUGAAGAUAAUUGCUAUGCUUCUGGCUGUUUGGGGUUUUGCCUCUUAUACUUAUCAGAAUUAUCUUGAUGAUUCUAAGUUGAGGAAGGCACAGAGUAAUGUUACCGAAACCCGUAACAAUUCUGUGUGUUGAUAGAUUUGGAAACAAUGAGCAUAUAGUUUUUCUCUUGGGUGGACUUGAAGAAUUGAUCUCAUGUAGUGCAAUUGAUUCCGCAUGCUAUGGGAACUUUGAUUUUUGUAGUUGUCCUUUAUCUCGUUAACCAAACUAUUUUUUCCUCCUUUUCCUCUUCUGCUGCUCUGAUCAUUAGCUUUGCUUCUAUGAUACAUGUCAAGAAGUUUAUGAAGCAGGAGGAGGCUGUGAUGGAUUUUGAACUAGGCUCAUUCUGUAGUCUAGGGCAUUAAUAAAGAACUCCUCGAUCCACAACAUGGUUGGGAAAAAGAAAUUUGUAGCAGCAAAGAAAGCUAUAAUUUACUGCAGAUUUACCUUGGUCCAUUUAUUUACCAAGUAGGGCAGAAGCUGAUUAGAAUAGAGCUAAACAGGGAGUAAUAUUGCUCGACUUUGAACAAAUUCCUAUGUUUGUGCAUGAGUGGGGUGCAAAAUGGCAGUGCGCAAUAAAUUUUCUCAGAGGAGGUGACUAUGAUCCUAUUGAAAGAAAUUGUUCAGAAAAGAAAAGGAGAAUCAUUUUGGGUUUGGGCUCCUCUCAAGUGCGUCUAGCAUAACACAUAUCUUUCUUUGGUUUGGCUGUACUAAUAAUUUAGACUAUUUCCCUUUUGUCUCGGUGUUUUUAAAGGUUGCCUUUUGAACAUCCUCUGCUAAACAGUGUUUUGGCCUCAUUGUGGAAUGCCCCAUAAAUUCCUGCUCUGACUUCUGUUCUGAUGGCGAGAAAUGAUUGCUUUUAUGAUGCUAAGAAUUGGAAAAGAAUCAAAAGUCCCAUGUAAUGUGAGAUUGAUAUUGCUGUGUUUUAUUCCUUUCA